Molecule: messenger RNA, 1006 nt
Organism: Lathyrus oleraceus (garden pea)
Lineage: Eukaryota; Viridiplantae; Streptophyta; Magnoliopsida; Fabales; Fabaceae
Product: plant UBX domain-containing protein 1
Exons: 7
Coding region: 102-833 (243 amino acids)
Biological process (GO): protein-containing complex disassembly
Molecular function (GO): ATPase binding
Source: RefSeq, a predicted model, not a curated record
CUCAUCCAAAUAUUUGAACAGAACAAAUAGAUUAUACCCAAAACGAAAGUUUCUGACGAUUCGAUUGGAAAGAACAAGACUUGCUCUUACUGUAUUCUCUCAUGGUAGUGGAUCCUUCUUUUCCUCAACCAUCCAAAAGAAGAAGAAUCAACCACUUUUAUUCCAUGGCAACAAUUAGAGAGAUGAGUGAAAGAUUUGGACGAGAGAUUCGUGUUUUUGAAACAUUUUCACUUUCUCCAACACAAAAUGAUGCAGCAAACAAAGAAGAGGAGACCGACGAGUUCUACGAGUUCACUGCUGCAGAUUAUUACAAACUCUUGGGUACUAAAAAAGAAGAUAAAUAUCUAAAGACUCGAAAACUCCGAGAAGCAGAUGAGGCAGCUCGCAGGUCAAAAAUAACAAAGGCUGUGAUUAGAGUUCGCUUCCCGGAUAAUCAUACAUUGGAAGCUACCUUUCAUCCCUCAGAAACCAUCCAAAGUUUAAUCGAUCUCCUCAACAAAGUGAUUGCACAACCAGAGAAGCCCUUUUAUUUAUAUACUACUCCACCGAAGAAGCUGAUCAAAGACUUUUCUCAGGAUUUCUAUACUGUCGGAUUUUGUCCUGGUGCCAUUGUGUACUUUUCGUAUGAUGUUUCAAAAGGAAAUAGCAGCGAAGACGGCCCUUACCUACUAGAAGAAGUGAUGUCUUUGAAAGGUGCUAUAGAUCAAGGUGAGCCGUCAGAGCCAUUACAGUCUGAACCGGUGUCUGCUGAGCCUGUUGCACAAGCUCCUGCCGUUGAAGAACGAAAACCGGCCGAGAAAAAGAUUGUUAAGCCAAAGUGGUUGAAAAUGUGAUAACCAAUUUGCCCAACAGAGGAGUUAAGUGGAGGGAACUUUCCUUGUUCUGUGCAUGUAUGUAUGUUCAAAGUUAUCCAUUUUGGUGAUUUGAAUUUCAUAGCAAAUGUUAAUUGGAUUAUGGAUCUUGUUGUAUCAUGCUAAAUCUAAAAGAUUGCACCAAAGUUUAGUUC